GCCAUAUUGAAUGUAAACUGUAACGAAAGGAAUAUUGAAGUUGGGAGUCAGACCUGUGCUGGAGUUUAUAAAACACCAAAAUCUUAAUCAAUGCGUGCCUAAUUGAAAAAGCGUUAUGUCUUCAUCCAGGCAGAGUAAAAGUUCCCAUGGAGGGAAGCCUUUUUCUGCCAAUAGAACUAGAUUGGACAGUGGCGUGAAGACCACAGCCGACGGUCAGAGAUACCCAGUGAUUACACAGAGAGGGUACUACUCGGAUAUCAUAGGAGCAAAUGCCAGUGAUGGCAGAUUGGGGAAUGUCCAGAGUGGACCCCUUACAGCGCAGGACACACUUUGGAAUGUGUCCAAGGAAAAACACACGCCACGAGUUACUACAUUUGAUGAAAAUCAGGAUGUGUUGAAGAAGUUACAGAAACAAGUUUAUGGGCCUAGCUCUGAAAUCACAACAAUAUCUGACUUUCCCAGGGAGGCCUCCGAGCCAAAAGUACAGCUACCUUUUUAUACAAAACCUGGAGAAUGCCCCAGGAAGAUUGAAAUCGAAAGACGAAGACGUCAGUAUGAUACGUUAGAGUUACAAACUCUGCUAGUCGAGGAGGGAAUCAAAACAGAACAGCUGAUGCCAAAAUCCCAGAACGGAUCUGUACAGUUGAACUCUGACCCUGAAGACCCCGCCCCUUUCCCGCCCUAUCUUCCUCUGGAUAUUUUUGAUAACGAGGAGUUCGACUGUCGUCUGCCAUCAGAAUGGAUCGCGAUGGGAGUGGAGAAUGGUGUAAGGAAGCCAGUGCCGGGAAUGGCACUCCUACCAACGGACGAUAAACACAAAGAUUUGGAUCCCCUCGACCCCAGUAUAGUGUAUGACUGGUUUGAAGUUGGAGUUCUGGAUUAUGAUGAUGAGAACAAACAUUACCUUGUACAAAAAGUCAAUGAUCAAGGCCGUAUCCUUGACAAUGCAGGAAAGCCUGUGGUCAAUGGAGGAAUACAGACUGAUGGAACUCGCUUAAGUUUGCUUCAACAAUAUAUGAUCCCCAGGGUUCGCCUGAUGUUUAAAGGGGAGGACCCGUGUGUGUUUGCGCGUCGUGUGAGUUCAGCCUUCCGACUGAGGAAGGAGACAGAAGCCAUGCUGAGGUACAAUCUCUAUAUUGACUGUAUGCCUAUGGAUGGUGUCGGAGAAUUAGACCAGGCCUCGCUCAAGAGGAUGAUCGACUGUGCCAAGAACUCGCCAGGACUUGGGAAAGACAAGGGACUGGAGGACUACGUACAAGUGCUAGAGAAGGAAGUCAACAUCGACUUCUGUCGGUCCAUGAACAGAAUCAUAUUUGACCAGACUGUUGAAGAUGAUCCUGUCACAUUUGCAUUCAUCACAAAACCUGAACCCAAUGUUCAGCCCGUCCCAGAGAAAGGUUGCUGUAUGGACAUCGAACCGUACGAGUAUGACGAUCAGUAUGAUCAGUUUGCCUUUAAGUCCUUGUUGACCCUCGUGGAGAGUAUCCAGGCGUGUGGUAAGGUUCGUACUGAGUGUAACAAGGUGGCCGUCAUGUCCUUGUUCCACAUCCCGACCACCAAACCCAUGAGACUCGAGGAGUUUGAGCAGACGCAGUCGCAGGCCACAUCACAGGUAUCACUGUUUUUGAAAGACAGCUGGAUCUCAACUCUGCGGAACGCCAUCAGAACGUCGCUACGUGAUGUUGGGAAGGGAUGGUUCAACAUCCACGAGACAAACUUUGAAGUCUACCAGAUCUCCAAACUGAAAGCUUUUAUGGAGAUGGUGAAGUUCAUCAUGCAGGACUCGAUGAGAUACCUUGUCCAAGAUUCUCUCGUCAAUUUCACACAGAUGGUGAUGGAUGCCUGUCACUCAACACUUAAACUGGAGGAUGACUUUGUGUGGGGCCCCGACUACGUCACCAGUACCUACAGACCCAAGAAGAAUGCCCUGUUUCUGGUCGAUCUGAUCCUCGACCCUCAAGGUGUCCACUACAGUACCAAUCUGAACAGCUUCGAGUCCAUGCUUAUAGGUCUGUUUGAUAAGGGAAUCCAGUCCACACAGAACAUACCACAGCUGGAGAAGUACAUUCUGGAGGACAUCUUCUGGUCCGGAACGCCUCUGUUAGAGUCGGUGGGAGAACACGAACCACCUGUCGAGGAACUGCGCAACAGCAUCAUCAACGCUAUCAACAAAGCCCUCAUCCCUCUCAAGGCCUACGCCCGCGAGUACGAGAAACAUCUGGAACUUAUGAACCUUGACAUCAACAAAUACAUCCAGGAGUAUGAAGCCACAGAGCACACCGCUCAGGAAGUCAAGAAUGAAGUGGAGAUGCAUUUGAAGGAGAAGGAGAUUAUCGAGGCGACCAUCCCAAGCAACAUCAUCAUCGGGCCGUUCUGGGUCAUCACAGACUCUGUCAAACAGAAUCUGUCAAAGAAACGAAAGAAUCUGAGCAAUGUUGUGUUGGAGUUAUUGGCGAGGCAGCUAAGGAAACAGGCUGAUGAUGCUUGUGAAGAGUUCAAGGCCAUUAGUAGGAAGCUGUACGACAAACCUAACUGUGUUGAGGAGCUGUCCGAGAUGAGGGAAUGGAUGAAAGGGAUCCCCGACAAACUCAAGGAGCAUCAGGAGUUGAUCGACAAAGCCAUGGACGAUUACGAACUGAUAGAGGAGUUCUACUACAACUUGUCUGCUGACGACUUCAAUGCCAAAUGGACUGCGAUUGGCUGGCCUCACAAGAUUGAGGUUCAGAUGGAGGCUACCUACCAACAGCUGGACGAGGAUGAGGAACGCUUCCGUAAACUCCAGACCUCAGACCAGGCCAAUUUCAAUGACCGCAUGGACACGCUACAGAUGGUAGUGGCUGGUAUGGCAGCACACACAGACAUCAGCAAAGCUCAUGAGAUAGCCAAUGAGGUGCGCCGUAUCAACAAGCAGUUGAAAGAAGCUCAGGGAUUGGCCUCCACCUACAACAACCGAGAGAGAUUAUUUGGCCUGCCUGUCACGAACUAUGAUAAGCUGGCACAACUUGUCAAGGAUUUUGAGCCGUUCAGAAAUCUCUGGCUCACCGUGUCUGACUGGCAACGCUGGCAGGAGAGUUGGAUGAACGACCCGCUGACAUCCAUCAAUGCCGAGGAUGUUGAGAAGAAUGUGAACGAAGCGUACAAAACUAUGCACAAGUCCGUCAGGAUAUUCAACGAGAUGCCAAGUGUACAAAAUGUGGCGUCAGAAAUCAAAGGAAAUGUGGAGGACUUCAAGCCGUACAUUCCACUGAUCCAGGGUCUCCGAAACCCUGGGAUGAGGAACCGACAUUGGGAACAGCUAUCCACAGAUCUAGGAUUCCCCGUCAGACCGAAGGCAAACCUGACAUUCAGUAAGUGUAUCGAGAUGAAUCUACAGGACCACAUCGGUACCAUCACCAAGGUGGCUGAAGUCGCAGGAAAGGAAUACUCCAUCGAACAGGCUUUAGACAAGAUGGAGAAGGAAUGGGAUCCGGUAAACUUUGAGAUUUUGUCGUACAAAGAGACCGGCACCUACAUCAUCCGAGCGUCGGAAGAUACCUCACAGCUGUUGGACGAUCACAUUGUCAUGACUCAGAGCAUGUCGUUCUCGCCCUACAAAAAGCCGUUUGAGGAUCGUAUCAGUAACUGGGAGAACAAACUCAAGACUACCCAGGACGUCUUGGAUGAGUGGCUGGUAUGUCAGAGAUCAUGGUUGUACUUGGAGCCGAUCUUCAGCUCAGAGGACAUUAACAGACAGCUCCCGGUGGAGAGCAAGCGAUACCAGACCAUGGAACGGAUCUGGAGGAAGUUGAUGAAGAACGCUCGUGAGAACCCUCAGGUUAUCUCCCUUUGUCCUGACAACCGUCUGCUGGACAAUCUGAGAGAAUGUAACAAGUUACUGGAACAGGUACAGAAGGGACUCAGCGAAUACCUGGAGACCAAGAGGAACGCCUUCCCACGGUUCUACUUCCUGUCUGACGACGAGCUUCUGGAAAUCCUCUCACAGACCAAAGAUCCGAAAGCUGUACAGCCCCAUCUCAGGAAGUGCUUUGAAAAUGUUGCUAAGCUCAAAUUUGAGGAUGAUUUGAAGAUCACCAAGAUGUUCUCUGGUGAGGGUGAGAGUGUUGACUUCAAGGAGACACUCUACCCGACAGGAAAUGUUGAGGACUGGAUGUUGGAGAUUGAACGCUGCAUGAGGGAAAGUCUUAGACUCAUCAUCAAGGAGUCACUAGAAGAUUACAAAGUUACACCAAGAACAGAAUGGGUACUGAAAUGGCCUGGUCAAGUUGUCAUUGCUGGCUGUCAAACAUACUGGACACAAGAGGUCACUGACGCCUUGGAGCAGAACAAGGUCAAGGAGACGUACGAACAUCUACUGAAACAGUUGGACGACUUGAGACUCCUGGUUAGGACUGACCUGCCCAAGAUUGGGCGACUCACUUUGUCUGCCCUCAUUGUCGUAGAAGUCCACGCCCGUGAUGUCGUCGCCAGGAUCGUACAAGAGGAGGUCAGCAAUGCCAACGCCUUCGAAUGGAUCAGUCAGAUCAGAUAUUACUGGUUGGAGGAUGAAAACCUGUACAUACGAGCUGUGAACGCUCAGUUCCCCUACGGAUACGAGUACCUCGGAAACACCUUCAGACUGGUCAUCACACCACUGACCGAUAGGUGUUAUCUGACCCUGACCGGAGCUCUCCAUCUCAAAUUUGGUGGAGCUCCGGCUGGACCCGCAGGAACAGGGAAGACCGAGACAACCAAGGAUUUGGCCAAGGCCAUGGCUGUCCAGUGUGUGGUGUUCAACUGUUCUGACCAGCUGGAUUUCAUGGCUAUGGGCAAGUUCUUCAAAGGCUUGGCCAGUGCCGGAGCUUGGGCGUGUUUUGACGAGUUCAACCGUAUCGAUAUUGAGGUGUUAUCUGUGGUUGCACAGCAAAUUACUACAAUACAAAAGGCCCAACAGCAACGGGUUGACCGCUUUAUCUUUGAGGGGGUAGAACUUUCCCUCAAACCUUCCUGCUCUGUCUUCAUCACAAUGAACCCUGGAUAUGCUGGUAGAACUGAGCUUCCUGACAACCUCAAGGCGUUGUUCCGUCCUGUAGCUAUGAUGGUACCGGACUAUGCCCUCAUUGCCGAGAUCAGUCUUUUCUCUUUUGGUUUCUCCGACGCCAGAGUUCUCUCCAAGAAGAUUGUGUCCACAUUCAAACUCUCAUCCGAACAGCUCAGUUCUCAGGACCAUUACGAUUUUGGUAUGCGAGCUGUCAAGUCUGUGAUUUCUGCGGCCGGUAACUUAAAACGACAGUAUGGCGAUAUGGACGAGGAACUCAUUGCAUUGAGAGCUAUCCGUGAUGUCAACGUUCCAAAAUUCUUGGUGGAAGAUUUGAAACUCUUCAACGGUAUCGUUUCCGAUCUGUUCCCCAAUAUCAAGGAACAGCCAAUUGAUUAUGGCUCUAUGGAUACCUCACUGAGAAAGACGUGUACCAAGAAUGGCCUCAAGGACGUUGAAGGUUUUAUCCAUAAGUGCAUCCAGCUGUUUGAGACAACAGUCGUACGUCACGGCCUUAUGUUGGUUGGGCCGACAGGAUCUGGAAAAACUAAGUGUUAUGAUGUGCUGAAGCAGGCGUGCUCAGCCCUCCAGGGAGAGGAAUCUCCGGCCGGAUUCCCAUUCCAGGUCGUCACGACCUUUGUCCUCAAUCCCAAGUCCAUCACUAUGGGUCAGUUGUACGGAGAGUUUGACCUCAUGACCCACGAAUGGACGGACGGAAUCUUGUCAUCACUGAUCCGUGGGGGCGCCUCGGCCACAGACAACAAGAAGAGAUGGUACGUGUUUGAUGGGCCUGUAGACGCGGUGUGGAUCGAGAACAUGAACACUGUCCUGGACGAUAAUAAGAAACUCUGCCUCAGUAGUGGAGAAAUCAUCAAACUGUCAGAGGACAUGACCAUGAUGUUUGAAGUCCAGGAUCUCGCAGUUGCCUCCCCUGCCACCGUCAGUCGAUGUGGUAUGGUUUACCUGGAGCCGAGUUACAUCGGACUGAAACCGUUUGUUGAGUGCUGGCUUAGACAACUGCCAGACGCUAUCUACCCCCACAAAGAGAAACUGGAAGAGCUGUUUGAAACCUACAUGGAGCCGGCCAUUAAGUUUGUGAGGAGAAACAUGAAGGAGAUUAUCCCGACUGUCGACUGUAACUUGGUGUUCAGUUUGCUGAAAAUGGUCGAGAGUUUCUUCACUCCAUUUGUGCCCCAGGAGCCUAGUCGGCGUCGAGUGGGUGACCCCGCCAUUCCUCAGGAGAGUCUCGACCGUCUCGGUGACCUGAUCGAGCCGUGGUUCUUCUUCAGUCUCGUCUGGUCCGUCGGCUGUACUGGUGAUAACGACAGUUGGGUGAAAUUCUCCACGUGGCUCCACGAAAACAUGGAUAAGAACGAGACCAAGAUGAUUUUCCCAAAAGAAGGGCUUGUGUACGACUAUUAUCUGGAUGAUGGAGGCCUCAGCAGCAGUAACAAGGGUGAUGAUCCUGAUGACGAUGAAACUGAAAAGAAAGUAGAGGUGACGUGGAGGAACUGGCUGUACGGACUGGGAGAGUUUUCCGUUCCACCAGACACCAAGUUCGCAGAUAUCAUUGUACCCACCAUUGAUACCAUCAGGAGUGCCGCUAUCAUCGAGAGACUGCUGCUGAACAGGAAAACGGUGAUGUGUGUUGGUCCGACCGGUACCGGUAAAACCUUGACCAUUGCGGACAAACUGACCACAAAGAUGCCCAAAGAGUAUGUCCCUGAAUUCAUGGUGUUCUCGGCCAAGACCAGUGCUAACCAGACACAAGAUAUGAUUGAUGGCAAACUGGACAAGAGGCGUAAGGGAGUGUUUGGACCUCCGUUAGGUAAAUACUUCAUCUUCUUCAUUGAUGAUCUCAACAUGCCUGCCCUGGAGACGUACGGUGCCCAGCCUCCGAUUGAGCUGAUUCGACAGUGGCUAGAUUUCAAUGGAUGGUAUGACAGAAAAGCUAUUGGCGAGUUCCGAAAACUUGUGGAUGUGAACUUCUGCUGCGCCAUGGGACCCCCGGGAGGUGGACGUAACCCAAUCUCAGCCCGUCUUGUUCGACACUUCAAUCUCCUGGCGUUCACAGAGAUGGAAGAUAUCAGUAAAAAGAAGAUCUUCACUGCCAUCCUCAAGUCGUGGAUUCCUAACUCCCUGAUGACACACUCGGACGCUCUAGUCGACACCUGUAUCAACAUGUACAAUGAGAUCAGCUCUCAGCUUCUGCCAACUCCUGCCAAGUCUCACUACACCUUUAACCUGCGUGACUUGUCCCGAGUGUUUCAGGGAAUGCUCAUGAUGGAGCCAGGCAAGAUUGAGGGCCUGAAUGACAUCCUCAAGCUGUGGUACCACGAGAGCUGUCGAGUCUUCCAGGAUCGUCUCGUCAAUGAUGAAGAUCGCAACUGGUUUGAUAAUCUGAUGAAGGAAAAAAUGAAAUCAGACUUUAGCCUCGAGUUUGACAAGGUGGUCGAUCAGCUGCCCAUCUUGUUUGGUGAUUUUCUUUCUCCUGGAGCCGGUGACAGCAAACCAUAUAUGGAAAUGAAGGAUCAUGAAAAGAUGGUGAAGGUUUUAGAGGAAAGUUUGGAGGAUUACAACCAGAUCACCACAGCUCAGAUGAAGCUUGUACUGUUUAUGGAUGCUGUGAAACAUGUCAGCCGCAUCAGUCGAAUUAUCCGACAGCCAAUGGGCAACGCACUCCUGCUGGGUAUGGGCGGCAGUGGUCGGCAGAGUUUGACAAGACUGGCCGCACACAUUGCCGACUUUGAAUGCUUCCAAAUAGAAUUGGCCAAAAACUAUGGUACAAAUGAAUGGAGGGAAGAUUUGAGGAAGGUGAUGAUGAAGGCUGGUUUGGAGAACAAACCUGUCGUGUUUUUAUUCUCUGAUACACAGAUCAAGAGCGAGUCGUUCCUUGAAGAUCUGAACAACAUCCUGAAUGCUGGAGAUGUGCCGAAUAUCUACGGCUUUGACGAACAGGACCAGAUCUACACGGCCAUGAAACCCAUUGUCCAGGAUCUACAACUCCAGCCAACCAAAACAAACCUGUUUGCCUGUUAUACCAAACGUGUCCGCAGUAACCUCCACACCGUUAUCACAAUGAGCCCCCUGGGAGAAGUCUUCCGAGCACGUCUGAGAAUGUUCCCAGCUCUGGUCAACUGUUGUACCAUCGACUGGUUCAGUGAAUGGCCAGCGGACGCCUUGCGGUCAGUAGCCAUGAGAUUCUUGACUGACAUUCCCGAGUUGGACACAACAGAUCAGGUUAUGGAAGGCUUGGUGAUUAUGUGUCAGGAGAUUCAGAUGAGCGUGACAACACACUCCGAACGAUUUUUGUCUGAACUCUCUCGUCACAACUAUGUCACUCCAACAAGCUAUCUGGAGCUUCUCAGCAUCUUCUCCAAACUUGUCGGCAUGAAGAAGACAGAACUCAGCACUGCACGGAAACGUCUGAAGACUGGUCUGGAUAAGCUGCUGACCACUGCGGAUGAGGUGGACAAACUGUCGUCUGAGCUGGCCACCAUGAAACCCCUCCUGGAAGAUGCAGUCAAGGAGUCCAUCCAAACUAUGGAGCAAAUCUCCAAAGAUACAGUUGUAGCUAAUGAGACGAUGGAGAUGGUGACCAAAGAGGAGGAACAAGCCACAACAAAAGCCAAGGAAACUCAAGCCAUCGCAGAUGACGCUCAACGGGACCUAAACGAGGCCCUUCCUGCUCUGGAAGCUGCUGUGGCGAGUUUGAAGUCUCUGAACAAGAACGACGUGGUUGAAGUGCGUGCCAUGUCCCGCCCACCAGAUGGUGUUAAGAUGGUGAUGGAGGCCGUGUGUAUUAUGAAAGCCAUAAAACCCAAGAAAGUCCCUGGUGAGAAGCCCGGUCAGAAGAUUGAUGACUACUGGGAGCCUGGAAAGGGUAUGUUGUCCGACCCUGGAAAGUUCCUGGAGGGUUUGUUCAAGUAUGACAAGGACAAUAUCGGCGACGACACCAUCAGAAAGAUUCAGUCGUACAUUGAUGAUGAAAACUUCACCCCGGCAGCCAUUGCAAAGGUCUCCAAAGCUUGUACCUCGCUCUGUAUGUGGGUAAGGGCCAUGCACAAGUACCACUUCGUAGCUCGCGGUGUGGCCCCGAAAAGAGAGAAGUUGAGAGUCGCUCAGGAAGAGUUGGCUCUUACACAGAAGAUCCUGGACGAAGCCAAGGCUCGUCUUCACGACGUUCAGGAAGGUAUCAGGACUCUGCAGGCCAAAUAUGAUGACUGUGUACGCAAGAAGGAAGAGCUGGAAAACAAGUGUACGGAAUGUGAGGGCCGACUCGGCAGGGCAGACAAGCUGAUUGGAGGGCUGGCCGAUGAGAAGGAGAGAUGGAAGGAGUCUGUCCUGAGGCUGGAGACAAUCAUCAACAACUAUGUUGGAGACGUUUUAGUGUCCGCUGGUUAUGUGGCAUAUCUCGGACCCUUUACGGGUGAGUACAGACAAAGUAUGGAGAAGGAAUGGGUGAGAAAGCUAGAUGAACUCAAAGUGCCAAGGACGGAAGAUCCUACGAUUGUCACUUGUCUCAGUGAUCCUGUGAAAAUCAGGAGCUGGCAGAUUGCCGGUCUGCCCAAGGAUAACUUGUCUGUGGAAAAUGGUGUCAUCGUCCAGUAUGCUCAGAGAUGGCCGCUGUUUAUCGACCCCCAGGGACAAGCCAACAGAUGGGUUAAAAACAUGGAAAAAGAUAAUACCCUGGAUGUAAUUAAGCUGUCUGAUAAAGACUUCCUACGUAGUUUGGAGAACGCCAUCAGAUUUGGUAAACCAUGUCUGCUGGAAAACAUCAGCACAGAGUUGGAUCCUGCCCUGGAACCUAUUCUACUAAAACAGGUCUUUAAACAACAAGGAAGCAUGGUGAUCAAGCUCGGAGAUGCUGUGAUUCCGUACCACGACGACUUUAAGUUUUACAUUACAACCAAACUCCCCAAUCCUCACUACACUCCAGAAGUGUCCACAAAGGUCACCCUGGUCAAUUUCACCCUGUCACCAAGUGGCCUUGAGGACCAGAUGUUGGGUAUCGUAGUGGCUGAAGAAAGACCAGAUUUGGAAGAGGCCAAGAACCAUUUGAUCAUCAGCAACGCUAAGAUGAAGCAAGAACUGAAGGAAAUCGAGGACAAAAUCCUCUUCAAACUGAGUACGUCUGAGGGUAGUCCUGUGGACGACGUCGACCUCAUCGCAACACUGGAGGCAUCUAAGAUCAAGUCACAGGAGAUCAAGGCGAAGGUGAUCGUAGCCGAGCAGACGGAGAAGGAUAUUGAUGUGACUAGAAGCCAGUACAUCCCCGUCGCCGUAAACACACAGAUCCUGUUCUUCUGUGUGGCAGACAUGGCCAACAUCGACCCCAUGUACCAAUACUCUCUCGAGUGGUUCAUCAAUAUCUUCCUCGGCGGCAUCACACACGCUGAAAGAGCAGACAAUCUUCCCCAGCGAGUGCAAAACAUCAACGAAUACUUCACUUUUAGUCUGUACAGUAACGUGUGUCGUUCUCUGUUUGAGAAACACAAACUCCUCUUCUCCUUCCUCCUGUGUACCAGGAUAAAGAUGAACAAAGGGCUCAUUAAUAUGGACGAGUGGCGUUUCAUGUUAGCUGGUGGGAUUAUCAAGCCUAAGGUAAUCGACAAUCCCGCCCCUGAGUGGAUAUCUCCAAGAUCGUGGAACGACAUUCUCACCACCGGAGUUCUCGAGAAAUACUCGUCGUUUGCAGAUGACUUCAAGAACAACGUUGAUGGCUUUAAGCGGAUAUUUGACAGUGGUGAUCCCCACAAGGAAGAUUUACCAGGGGAGUGGAAUGACAACUUGGACUCGUUCCAGAAGAUGAUUAUCCUGAAGUGUCUCCGGCCAGACAAGAUUACAAACGCCAUGCAGGAAUAUGUAGCUAAUAACCUCGGCCAAAGGUUUAUUGAACCACAGACAGCGGACCUUCAUCUUGUGUACAAAGAUUCGUCGCCAACAACGCCACUCAUCUUUGUCCUGUCUACUGGAACAGAUCCUGCGGCUGACUUAUACAAGUUUGCAGAAGAGAUGAGAUUUACUAAGAAACUCAGCGCUAUUUCUCUCGGACAGGGACAGGGUCCGAGAGCCGAGGCCAUGAUGAGAAGCGCCAUGGAAAGGGGAAAAUGGGUGUUCUUCCAGAAUUGUCACUUGGCGCCAAGUUGGAUGCCCACGCUGGAAAGACUCAUUGAACAGAUAGACCCAGAUAAGGUGCACCGAGACUUCCGUCUGUGGCUGACUAGUAUGCCCAGCGCCAUGUUCCCCGUCUACAUCCUACAGAAUGGAUCAAAGAUGACCGUAGAGCCGCCCCGAGGACUGAAGGCCAAUCUUCUCAAGUCAUACACCGGAUUCUCAGAUGACAUGCUCAACGCUUGUGGCGAUAAGACGCCGACGUUCAAAAUGUUACUGUUUUCACUGUGUGUCUAUCAUGGUGUUGUGAUUGAGCGUAGGAAAUUUGGAGCGCUCGGUUUCAAUAUUCCAUACGAGUUCACUGAUGGCGAUUUGCGUAUCUGUGUUAGCCAGCUGAAGAUGUUUUUAAUGGAGUAUUCUGAUAUCCCCUACAAGGUGCUGGUGUACACGGCGGGACAUAUCAACUACGGCGGUCGUGUUACAGACGACUGGGAUAGACGAUGCAUGAUGACAAUCCUUGGUGACUUUUAUCGACCCAUGGUCCUCGAAGACGGCCACAAAUACUCAGAAUCAGGGAUCUACUAUCAAAUCGACACAUCUAACGACCAUAAUGGAUAUAUGGCUUACAUCAAAAGUCUACCCAUCAAUGACAAUCCAGAGAUGUUCUCUCUCCACGACAACGCCAACAUCACAUUCGCUAACAACGAGACAGCAAACUUGUUGGCAGGACUGCUGAAACUACAGCCUAAAACAGCCAGUGGUGGCGGAAAGUCCCGGGAGGAGGUUAUGGAGGAGACGGCCAAGAGUAUUCAAGAAAAGGUGCCGAAGGUUGUCGAUAUCAACAUGGUGAUGGAAAAAUACCCCGUCAUAUACGAACAGUCGAUGAACACUGUAAUCAUUCAGGAAGUCAUCAGAUAUAACCGCCUCCUGAGUACGAUCCACACCAGUCUAGGGGACAUGCUAAAAGCCUUGAAGGGUCUGGUCGUUAUGUCUCAGGCCCUCGAGGAGAUGGCCAACAGUCUUUACAACAACAUGGUGCCCACUAUGUGGUCAAGCAAGGCCUACCCGUCUCUGAAGCCUCUGGCAGCCUGGGUGAUCGAUCUCCAGACUAGAAUGGUAUUCAUCAACAACUGGAUCGAACAAGGAAUGCCCAAAGUUUAUUGGAUUUCCGGAUUUUUCUUCCCACAAGCUUUCCUUACUGGAACUCUUCAGAACUACGCCAGGAAAAGUAUCACCUCGAUUGAUAUCAUUUCCUUCGAAUUCCAGGUGAUGCGAGAGACUGUUGAUGAACUGAAGGGAAGUCCUGAGGAUGGUUGUUACAUUCGAGGACUUUACCUAGAGGGCGCCCGAUGGGAUAAUACCCUCCACCAGCUUGGCGAGUCUCGACCCAAAGAACUCUUUACAGAGGUUCCCAUUAUCUGGCUCAAACCUAUCACCGAACGCAAAGCAAAAGAAAGUGGUUUUUACGAUUGCCCAGUCUACAAAACUCUGACCAGGGCUGGUACUUUGUCCACUACAGGCCAUUCCACUAACUUUGUGUUUUCGGUCGAGAUGCCAACAGACAAAUCACAGAACCACUGGAUCAAGCGGGGUGUGGCCAUGUUGUGUGCACUCAACUACUGAUUAUCUCCCUUGGAUUAUCUCCCCUUGAAAAGGGAAAAUACUGUGAAAAUUGAUUUAAAAAUUGUGAUAUUUAUUUAUUUCUACAUACAAGAAGAUGAAAAUGAAAAACUGUGAAUAAAAUCUACAAAUACAAGCAAUGAUAUUCCACUGACUUCUGCAAAGCAGAAAAAUAACAAUUCCAACAGGAUGUGUUUGGUGUAUAUAUAUAUAUGUACUUUAAUUUCAUUCCUUGUGUUAAAAGAACUGUGAUAUAUAAUAUAGUGAUGUGAUUUACAUGUAUAUAUACAUAUGUUCAGUCUUAAAGCAGACUCGAAUGCCAAAUAUUAUUUUGCUAAUUUUAUUAAUUUCUACCCAAAUGUAUUUUGAUGCACAUCACUCCUUUAUCUAAACUAUAUAGACAAUGCCUACCAGUGUUAUGUGAUAUUUAUGGUCUAAAUGAGUUUAAUUUUACUCCAAAAUAAAACAGUAUUAGUUUGAGUGACACCAGUUAUCAUUUACUUUCCAGAGUAAACAAUUAUUUUUGUAUUGGGUUUUUUUGUGUAGGAGAUAAGAAGUGUAAAACUUUAUCAAUACAUUAACAAAUUGCAGAAUUAGAGUAUACAAACGUGCUAUUGAUUAUAAACAUCCGUACAGUUUUGAGAGGUUUUGUAGGGACUUCUAAGAACCAUCUGCCACCCCGGCCUGUGAAAUCUUACCUGAUCAUUGAUUUAGAAUGUACAUAAUCCCAUGUUACUUUGGGUCACAGCUUUUCCACCUAAAUCAAUAUAGAUAAUAAGAAAAUUUAUAAAUGAUGCAAAAGGGAAUUUCUUGUCAUCAGAAUCAUCAAUAUUUUCUAGUUUGCAUCAGAAAUCACAGCGUGGAAUAAAUAUGAUGAAAUAGGCAGUAUUGUACAUGUAUAUUUAUAUCUAUAUUAUCAUAACUCUUCAGAAAACCAAACAAACUGAACUUUUCAGAAAAAAAAAAAACAAGAAACUUUUGACUUUCAGAAAACCAAAAAAAGCUUCACUUUUCAGAAAACCAAACAAAAACUUAUCUCUUCAGAAAACCAAACAAAAACAACUCUUCAGAAAAAAAAAAAAAAAAAAUGUUUCACUCUUCAAAAAACCAAAACCGAUCUUUAUUUCAUUCUUUACAUUCCAAUAUGUCUCCAAUAUAUUUUUAAAACAUCAUCAUUUAUGUUUCAUCCUUCUUUUGUUUAAAAACUUUAAUGUAUAUUAUAAAUUUUGGGAUUUCGAGCUGUUCCGUUUGUUCUGAUAUUCGAUACAUUCCAUCCAAUACCCUCACACUUUACUGAUAGCAAUGAUGAAGUCACAGGAAAAUAUUUUGUUGAAAUUAAAGUCCUUCCAAAUAAAAUUAGAGGUGCAAAUCCGUCCACAUUUUUAUUUUUAAUGAAAUGUUUCAAGUAGAUCUACAUAGUAUUUAUUAUUGUU
Pecten maximus is the source of this 14181-nucleotide messenger RNA. Its product is annotated as dynein heavy chain 1, axonemal-like. Gene Ontology annotation, molecular function: dynein intermediate chain binding; ATP binding; dynein light intermediate chain binding. The record is from RefSeq and is a predicted model, not a curated record. Gene Ontology annotation, biological process: microtubule-based movement. Gene Ontology annotation, cellular component: dynein complex. NCBI's taxonomy places the organism in Eukaryota, Metazoa, Mollusca, Bivalvia, Pectinida, Pectinidae.